Salvelinus fontinalis (brook trout) is the source of this 669-nucleotide messenger RNA. Its product is annotated as cytochrome c oxidase assembly protein COX14 homolog. The coding region runs from base 202 to 381 and encodes 59 amino acids. The transcript is spliced from 2 exons. The record is from RefSeq and is a predicted model, not a curated record. NCBI's taxonomy places the organism in Eukaryota, Metazoa, Chordata, Actinopteri, Salmoniformes, Salmonidae.
CGUCCGGCAGGAAACAUCGAUAGAACGUUACUCAUCCCUCUACUGAUUACUGAAGAACCGAAUGGACUUUCUCUCGCAAAACCUCCCUGCUAUCAGUUACGAAAGGUGCAGUUAGCCAUUUGGUUAGGUGAGUGUUAACAUUGAGAAGGGUAUCAACAAUCUGACCGUCAUUCUCCUUUACAAGAAAGGAACACCAUCACCAUGUUGACCACUGCAAAGCGCCUCGCCGACUUCGGAUACCGGGGAUUUUCUGCCUCGAUGAUGCUAUUGACACUCUACGGAGGAUACCUGUGCACCAUGCGGGGAUACCGCUACAUGAACAAGCAGAAAGAGCUGCAGGUAGCGGCAGAAACCCAGAACGUGGAGGCCCUCAAACCAUAGAGGCCUGGAUAGUUUGUCCUCACACUCAUGGGCAUUUCUAUUCCUCCCAAUAGACUUCAAAUUAUAAUAUUUGGGUAUUGAUCAUGUGAUCAACCGUUUUGUGUAGCUAAAGAAUGAGAAUGUCAUCUGUCUUCAGUCUCUUUCUCCCCAUGGUCCUGACUUGGCCCUUUAGCAUACAGAAGAUGCCACUACAGAGAGGACUGCAGCAGAGAUCGUUCUAAACUACUGGAUUACUUGUUAAGUUAUUAAAUGCCUAAAUUGUCAUAUUAAAUCAAGUUAAAUGUAAAA